Molecule: messenger RNA, 3426 nt
Organism: Prunus armeniaca (apricot)
Lineage: Eukaryota; Viridiplantae; Streptophyta; Magnoliopsida; Rosales; Rosaceae
Source: the annotation of a GenBank genome assembly
AUGGCUCAACUCCUACAGAUGCAGACUUUGGCCCCGAAUCUAAUCCUGAAUCAGGAUCCUCUUUUGACGACCCCGACCCUGACCCCGACUAUGACGACGACGAUGACCUCGACUCUGACUCCGACUCCGACAACGACCUCGACCCCCACUUCGAUGAUGACUCCGACCCCGACCCCGAAUUUGUCUUUGAUUCAGACCCCGAUCCCGACUCCGACCCCGACUCAGGCUCAGAUCCUGAUCCGAAUUCCUACUAAACCUAUAUCCUAUACAUCUUUCGCUGCACAGAUUAUGACUUCUCGACUAACGACCCCGACACAUGGACCAGAUUGCGAAUAUUGUGGUGAUCCAAGACACACUCGUGAGAUUUGUUUUAAAUUGCAUGGCUAUCCCGAUUGGUGGACUACUCUUAAAGAUCGAGGACAACACAAUACGACCAGUAAUAGUACUGGUUAUGGAUUCCAUACUUCCGCUAAGAUUGAUUCCAGGAGUUGGAUAAUUGAUUCCGGUGCAACUGAUCAUAUGACGUUUGAUCCUGAUGAUUUUCUGAAUACUACACAACCUCGACGAACCUGUAUUGCAAAUGCCAAUGGUGUUACUUAUCCUGUGACAGGGACUGGCACUGUUGCACUCUCAUCCUCUCUCACACUGUCUAAUACUUUACUUGUUCCAUCUUUAUCCACUAAAUUGUUGUCCGAUAUUCACACUAAGGAGAUUCUUGGUCGUGGUACUAAGAGAGGGGGGUUAUAUUAUGUCGAUGACUUCAGUCCUGGCAUGGCUAACAGUGUGACGCAUCCCUUUGAUAGCAAACAAAAGCAGAUCUGGUUGUGGCACCGUCGAUUGGGACAUCCGUCUUUUAGUUAUAUGAAGCAUCUUAUACCAGAUUUAUUCUCAGGUUUCAAGGACUUCGACUUCACAUGUGAUACUUGUAUUUUGGCCAAGAGUCACCGUGUGCCCUACCCGUUGAGUAUGAACAAGUGUACUACUCCAUUUACGUUAAUUCACUCUGAUGUCUGGGGACCUUCACCUAUCACUGCUCCUUCUGGUGUUCAAUGGUUUGUCACGUUCAUAGAUGAUUGUACACGGAUGACAUGGCUUUAUUUGCUGAAGAAUAAAAACGAAGUGUUUUCUCGGUUUCAGUUCUUCCACAAACAGAUGAAAACUCAGUUUAAUACUCAAAUCCAAAUUCUUCGCUCCGACAAUGGUGGAGAAUUUGUCAAUCAUGACUUUCAGACUUACUUCCAACAACAUGGAAUUAUCCAUGAGACGACUUGUCCUCAGACACCGCAACAAAAUGGUGUUGCUGAACGAAAGAAUCGACAUCUUCUUGAAACCACUCGAGCACUUCUGAUUGGAGCUCAUGUUCCUCGCCAUCACUGGGAUGAUGCUAUUGUCACUGCAGUUCACCUAAUCAACCGCAUGUCUUCUGGUGUAUUGACCUUUAAAACUCCCUUACAGGUGCUUGCGCAACACAAACCUCUGCCCUCUGUUUUGGUACUCACACCCCGAAUCUUUGGAUGUGUGGCUUUCGUUCAUCUCCACAAAAAUCAACGUAGCAAACUUGAUCCCUGUGCGCUUCGUUGUGUUUUUGUGGGUUAUGUCACUCAUCAGAAAGGCUACCGUUGUUAUCACCCUCCUACCCGACGUACCUAUGUCACUUUGGAUAUGACCUUUCUGGAAUCUGAGCUGUUUUUCCAUGACCUAUCAUCCAAUUCUACGCUUCAGGGGAAGAUACGAAGUGAAAAGCAGAAUUGGAGCAACUUAGAAAACGAAGAAAUUCUCCUAUGUACAGAAAUGAUUGAUCAUCCUGAGUCUAGAGCACAAGAUUACUUUAUGCCGAAAAAUAUUUCUGAUCCGAGUCUCACACCUACAGACAAUAUAGAACAACAAGAUGAAGACCCCCCUCUAACUCAACAGUACCAACAGACCAAUCUCCUGAGAAUAUCCUUGAGGCAAAAUCGUGGGAAGCCACCAAACCGCUAUUCACCUUAUAUUGGCAAAACAUCCAAGUAUCCAAUUGCAAAUCAUGUAUCCACUAAGAAGCUGUCUGAACCACUCAAGGCUUUUGUGCAUCAGUUGUCUGCUAUCCAUAUUCCAACCAAGGUCUCUGAAGCAUUGAAAGAUCCUAAGUGGCUCCAAGCUAUAAAAGAGGAGAUGAAAACUCUUGAGAAAAAUCAGACUUGGACAUUGGAGACUAUACCACGAGGAAAAAAGACCAUCGGAUGUAGAUGGGUGUUUACUAUAAAACACAAUGCAGAUGGGUCUAUCGAGCGAUACAAGGCAAGAUUUGUGGCAAAAGGGUACACACAAACCUAUGGUAUAGACUAUGAAGAAACCUUUGCUCCAGUUGCAAAGUUAAACACCGUCAGAGUCUUAUUGUCCCUUGCAGUUAAUUUGGAUUGGUCACUACACCAGUUUGAUGUAAAGAAUGCUUUUCUACAUGGCGAACUCACGGAGGAGGUGUACAUGGACAUUCCUCCUGGUUAUAAUACUACUCAGACUGGAACAGUUUGCAGGUUACGAAAAACAUUGUAUGGGUUGAAACAGUCACCACGUGCAUGGUUUGGACGGUUCACCAUGGCAAUGAAGAACAAUGGUUUCAAACAGUGCAACUCCGAUCAUACUCUGUUCUUGAAACAUCGGAAAGGGAAGGAUCUAGGUGGACUCAAGUAUUUCUUGGGAAUUGAGGUGGCUCGAUCGCAGCAAGGCAUAUUUCUCUCUCAAAGGAAAUAUGUCUUGGACUUGUUGACAGACACAGGAAUGCUAGAUUGCAAACCUGCGGACACUCCUAUUGUUCAGAAUCAUCAUCUUGGAGAAUAUCCGGAUCAAGUUCCAACUAACAAAGAAAGAUACCAAAGGUUAGUGGGAAGAUUGAUUUAUUUGUCACAUACUCGACCAGACAUUGCUUAUGCAGUGAGCGUUGUCAGUCAAUUUAUGCACUCUCCAAGUGAAGACCACAUGAAUGCAGUUCUUCAGAUACUUAGAUAUUUGAAGUCUGCACCUGGAAAAGGACUUAUGUUCUCAAAGCAUGGUCAUCUAAAUAUUGAUGGUUAUUCAGAUGCAGAUUGGGCAGGUAAUGUAACAGAUAGAAAAUCCACAUCGGGUUACUUCACAUUCGUGGGAGGUAAUUUGGUGACAUGGAGAAGCAAGAAACAGAAUGUAGUAGCUUUAUCCAGUGCAGAAGCCGAGUUCAGAGGCAUGACUAAAGGGAUUUGUGAACUUCUUUGGUUAAGAAAGUUGCUUACUGAACUUGGGUAUAAAUCUACAUCUACAAUAAAUCUCUUUUGUGACAACAAGGCUACUAUAGCCAUUGCACAGAAUCCGGUUCAGCAUGAUCGUACUAAACAUGUUGAGGUUGAUCGACACUUCAUCAAACAGAAGCUUGAGGCUAAAGUGUUUCAGUUUCCUUUUGUGAAAUCCGAGGAUUAA